This is a messenger RNA of Spirometra erinaceieuropaei, 6553 nucleotides long. Lineage: Eukaryota; Metazoa; Platyhelminthes; Cestoda; Diphyllobothriidea; Diphyllobothriidae. The record is from the annotation of a GenBank genome assembly.
AUGCCUCGUGAAUUUGCCUCUCUCCUACAGGUACUUUAACAAUAGCCGGUUAUUUGGACCGACUCCACAGAGCCAUACACAAUAUCCGCAUAUCAUCCUCCCUGGGGUUACCGACUCUAUCCUUUGUCCUCUCCCUUACGCUCUCUAUGCGCUUUCUUACUGGACCUGCGCUACGUCGACUGUGAGGCAUCCUAGCCGCCUUAGAUGGGCCCUGUAGAUUCUUUUGCUGAUACGAAAAGUAUUUUGUCACCGACCGCAAUGGUUAGGGACAUCCAAAACCGGCCGACGUCGGCUACGAUGAACCAACCGUGUUACAACAUGUAGCUCAACCUUAGGUGAUGAGGCGGACGACAUCAACUAACGACAGCCGGCCAAACUGCUCUGUUGUGCGGAUUCCCAGCAAAACCCACAAGCAGGCGUCAUCUCAGGCAUGGUAACCAGUGGCGUAUCACCCGUACUGCUUUGUGAUAAUGCUCCCGUAGGUCAUCUAAGGGAACAACCAAUCACAAGCUCGAACACGCAAGUAACUUGACCAAUCAAUUUCUAAUACCGACACAGACAUCAAACAUGUAAGCAAACGCAACUCACGCCCCCCUUCCCCCACGUGCGCUUUCCGUUCAGACCCAUCAACGUACUGCCAGAUUGCAGCAACCUGUCCGGUGCAUAAAACACCUAACUCUUAUCACCCUCCGACUUAUCUUAUUGAACUGGCCGGAAUUUGUUGUGAGUGGUUAUGAUUGGUCAGGUAUUCGUGACCGUCACCAUGAGAGCUAAACGACCAUCUAGGGCCUUCCGAUCCUUACCAUCCAACCAUGUAGGAAGACCUUUAUCGAGAAGAAUGUCAAUAUUACUUAUAUCAGUAGGGCAGAUGGGCGGGACACUUAACGGGAAAACGCGAAAUUUCGCCAUUUGCUUGCUUCAUUACUCCAACGAGGUGAAGGGACAGAGAGUACAAGUUGACGGAUGAGAAUUAGGGCGUACAAGUGGGCGGAAAACAAAUAAUCCAAAGUUGUUGGUUAAAGAAGGCCGGACCGACUAAGACUGCAUGCGGCAGACAAAUUCUGCCCCAGCCCUUACCAUUAACCCAACCCUAACCUUAGGCCUAAACUUUACACUUGUGUAUGUGUUCGUGCGUGCGUGGAGUCGAGCCCUAGGUGAGCCACACUUCGCGGUUGGGGAUGGCUGGCUGACGGCUGCUAAUAAGGCAAAAAUGGCCAUUCCGGUUUCCAUUGUCUUUGUCGGCACCAUGUCAUUUAAUUCUAUUACUAGUUGCUGUACAACUGCCUGCUAGCGUUCUAAUAUGAGUUCCAAGGCACAACGCAACGAGCAUAUUCCGUAGCCUUAUCGGUGAGCGCCCACAAUCAUAAUUGAUAUUCCCGAUCAUAACCGACAGGACAACGGGUCCAUGGCUUAACGGUAGAGCGUUCAACUCCGUGACCAAAGAUUUCGGGUUCAAAUCUCAAGUGAAUCACAGCUGAGGAUGGGUAUGACUGUCUGACGACGGCUGAUAGGCCAGAAAUGGCCAUUUCAGCCUCCCUUGUCUUUGCGGGUAGUACCAUUUUGAAUAUACAGUGAGUGACGGUUCUCAUGAAAUGAUGGCUGAAAUUCUGAAAUGCGUCUUCGAUUAGGAAGGAUUACUUAGGGGCAGUUGUAAUAGUGAUUAUCUCGCGACAUAAUCGUAUAAUAUUUCGGACUCGGCAGGAUGUCAGCUUUUGAAUACACCUCUUUUCGAUCUCCGGUAGAAGCCGUACUUGGUAAAAAUGGCUAGUAAAGUAGCAUGCAUUUUUCUCAUUGAUUUUCGAUGUCCUUGCUAAUUCAAAUAUAUUUUAUAGAAACCACAAAAAUAUGCUUCCUCCCAGUCGUUCGACAGAGAAUCACGUCGUCGUUAUAUUUUAUACUUAAAUAAGAAGUAUAAUUGGGUUUUAAAAAAGUUUUCUAAGUGCCGAAUAAUUUUGAGCCUGACCAGUCGUUGCAUUAGUGCUUAGUGAUUUUAGUCUACAAGGUGCAAGCGCUCCGCGUAAAGAAAAUGACAUAUUCUCCCAUGCUUUUAAAAGAAUAUCAUGCAGAGUCCAUAAAAUUUUGCAAUGGAUUUGGACUAUCUUGUACAUUUCAUUAGGAGCAGUGGUAAGCGGGCAGAUACGAUGCUGUAUGAAUGGAUUUUGCACGAUAUUAAAAAAUCUCAUAAUUAGAAACUUUUUUAAAACUUAAUUAUACUCCUUCUUCGAGCAUAAAUAUAAACAUAACGUGAUGCUCUAUCAAAAGACUGAAAGGAAGCAUAUUGUGUUUGUGAUUUCUAUAAAAUAUAUUUAAGUUUUCAAGACCAUCGAAAGUCAUUGUAAGAAAUGCAUUCCACUUAAGUAGUCAUUUUUACCAGGUACGGUUUUACAAGAGAUCGAAAAGCGGUGCAUUCGAAAGCUGACAUCCAGCCGAGUCCGAAAUAUUAUAGGAUUAUGCUGCAAAAUAAUCACUACCACAACCCCGCCUAAGUAAUCCUUCCUAAUCAAAAACGCAUUUCGGAAUUUCAGCAAACAUUUCAUGAGAUCGGACACUCGCUGUAUAUGUAUGCAAUAAAUCCCCACGAAACCGAGAGAGACAGGUUUGCAUAUUUGUGGCCUAUCACCUGUCGUCAGAAGACUACACGUCUCGAUAGUCUGAGAUUAGAAUUGGGACUCCUUACCUCAUUGAACUUCAACUCGGGCCCUGUAGUUGAGCCGUUGGCUAGUUGUCCUACGCGUUAUGUCUAGAUUCGGGUGUUCAUGCUGAGUAUGCUUGUUCCGUGGAACCUACUUGGUUGUAGAAGAGUCGGGGGGUUCACACGACGAGUCGUCGAUCCGGAAUUGUCUGUCCGUGUGGAGCAACGUCGAAAUGCUCAAAAUUUCAUACAACUCUUAUUCAAAACACCUUUCAAAAGCCUCCUCUGUUCAUCAUUUCACGCCAGUCUUCUAGGUUUUAAUUAUGGAGUUUUGCCUAACCGAAAGUCAACAUCUGCUUCUUUUCGUUUCUCCCUAGAUCAUACGCCACUAUAUCGGCCAAAGAAUAAACACUGAGGCGAUUCUAACUAGAUCGACGCUGAUCCUACAUUCGUGAACAACCAAAUGGAUCAGUUGUCGUCUAUCCCACAAAGCAGACGAGUUUCUCUGGCAACGCGUGUUCAUGAUCAAAUUCAGCAUCGAAAAUCCACAAAGUCAACUCUCCCGCGCAGUUCAUUCUCCCUUUGGCGAUUCCAGCGGCUUGGACGACACCAGCCUCUUCGACUCGAAAACACCUACAGAACUGGGCCGAAUCCGGAUGAAAAGUUCGACGUUGCAGAGGUACUCAUUAGUUCACAAAUAAAACCAGUUGGAGUUCACAACUCACUUAAGCAUUUUAAGGGAAGCCAAAUUACAGAGAUCAAAAAAUUUCCCAUCGUGACGAUCUCUAGCCACCAAUCUCUCGAAUUCCAGUCGACUGAUUUGCAAUCUGAGCUACCAGGCGGCCGCUGACACUUCUACCACAUCUAAUAUUUCCGCCGUUCGGCUAAUAGAGUCCGCCCAAGAACGAGGGUUUUCUGGCAGUGUGAAUUCGUAUUUUCAUUAAAAGCACGUGUUACUUGUCAAUACUCAUAGCUUGGCAGCGAUAAUCUGGAUUGCAGCGGUGUUGAAUUGGUCAACACCAGGCAUCUUUUCGACGUCACAUACCAACGAACCGUAGUGGAAGGGGACUAGAAUACCCGAAAAGAGGGGAAGAUAGUCAAAUGUAGACAAGUCCCUAACGCCGAAUUAAUUCUUAAGCAGGGAGUCUAGUUUUGCAGGAUUAGGGCGAUUAAAAAUAGUUUAACGUGUAAUUCUCCCCAUCUCAUCUUUUUUUCAAAUAAACAGAAUUUCCAGCGAAAAAAAUCCUUGGACUCCGUGGUUCAGUCAUGCAAAGAAUGCAGAUCUCAUUAUUGUUGAAGUGAGCAGUUAACGGACGACGGCUACUUUCUACAGGAGUAGUUCGGUGCUAUACCAGUAUGAAUAAAAGAAGAAUAUUUGGGUUUGAGUUGACCAAAUAAUAAUAUUCCUCCAUGAAGUGGAAAGUAGCGGCCCAGUCCCCAAACCUCGCUAGGCUCCCAUGCAUGAGAAAAAGGGUUGCCGCAUACUUGUGUAGUCAGCUUUGAUCUAGGUAAAAAUCAGAAUACGUGGAGUAUAAAUCAUUUGGAUAUGAACGAUUCGGAGGGUUUUCUCUGUAUGAGUGUGUCCAAACUAUUGGGCAUUUAUGACUCUGUAAGGGUAGAUAAACACGCUUAGUGUCGCGGUUUCGAUCGGAAAUAUUAAUUAUGGGCCGAGCACGCUCCGUAACCUGAUCCGUGAGUGCCCAUCUACCAUAAAUAACAAUCCCGACCAUAACCGACAAGACAACGGUUCCGUGGGCCAACGGCAGUGUCAAAAGGGGGCGAGCGUGCACGCAACGUGAUUGCUGAGCAGCAUGCCAUCAUAAUUAACAUUCACGACCACAACCGAUAGGACAACGGGUCUUUUGGUCAGUUGUACAGCGCUCGACUCAAUGACCAAAUAUCCGGGGCUCGAUCUCAGAUGCUGCAAGCCUGGGACAGGGUAUAGCUAGCUGGUGGCGGUGGCUAAUAAGCCAGAAGUGGUCAUUCCAGUCUUUCUUGGUUUUGUCGGUGGCCCCUUCCGAAUGCAUGGGUAUUCGCUGUGGGACAGUCUGGGGGCUCUAGGUUGAUUCUCAAAGCACAGUGGGAUGGUCCCGUGCCGUACGCCGAUCGGUGGACGCCCUCCCAACAUAAUAAAAGAACUGUAAAACUCAUUGCACAUUUUGCUCACCGCUGAGAAUGACUCCCAGUUGUGUCAUUGAUCUGUUCGCGUAAGGCUUAUUAGCCGGGUGGAAAAUCGAUACGGCCGUAGAUCAAGUCCUCGGUUUUCUUCGAUGGGACGACCAAGACCGAAAUGUUGGUGCGCAAUGUCACCGAAAAAUCCGCUAGGCUGAUGAGCGAAUUUGGGAUUGCGGUCAUUCGCAGGCCGGAAGCGAUAAUGCUUCAUUCACUUAUGCAUCCUAAGGACUCAACGCCCACCAACCAGAAAUCUGGUGUCAUUCACCCCUGGUAACCCUAAGCGAUGACAACAUUUCUCGUCGUUUCAAAUGUCAAAAGUUUAUGUGCCACGCUUAUGUUAUGGUCCUACAGUAGGUGGGGUAACUCAUGAAAUUUUUGCCGAAAUUUCGAAGUGCAUUCUCGUUUCGAAAAGAUUAAUUAAGUAGGGUUGUCAAACUAAUCAGCCUGCAGUAUAAUUCUACAAUGAUUCAGUUACCUCGGAAUGUCGGCUUUCGAGUGAACUUAUUUCCGACUGCAUGCAAGAACUAUACUCUGCAAAAAAAUGACUACUUAAUUAGCAUGCAUUUUUCUCAUUGAUUUUCGAGGCCCUUGAAAAUUAAUUUGUAUGUCAUGGAAUACAUGCAUAAAAAUAUUAAUUAUGUUACUUAUUCGGUAGAAAAUCACGUCUUCUUCCGAUUUUAUAGUCGAAGGAGGAGUAUACUUCGGUUUCGAAAAGUUUCUAAUUCGGAGAUUUUUUAAUACCAUGAAAUGACCGUUUGUAAAACGCCAUGCAUCUGCAUUUACGAAUGUGGCUUGCAAAGUUAACAAUAUUGCUCAAAUCCACUGUUUAAUUUUAUGAACCCCAUAUUGUCUCCUCUUAAUACCGUAGAGAGACGCAUGGUUUUACGUACACGGAAAAUAUACAGCUUGUAGUUUUGAAGCACUGAAUGCAAGUGCAACAGCAAGUCGGGUUCAAAAUUAUUCAGGAAUAAGUUUUUUAAAACCGAAUUAUACUUCCCCUUCGAGUAUAAAAUCGGAAGACGUGAUUUUCUACCGAAAAAGUAAAAGAAUUAAUAUUCUAUGCAUGAUUUCCAUGAAAUAUAAUUGAGUGUUUAGGGGCAUCGAAAAUCAAUGUGAAAAAUGCAUGCUACGUAAGUAGCCAUUUUUCACAGAGUGUAGUUCUUGCAUGAAACCGUAAGGAAGUCCACUCGAAAGCCGGCAUCCUGAUGUAACUGGAUCAUGAUGAUUAGUUUUACAACCCUUCUUACUUACUCUUUUCGAAACGAGAACGCAUUUCGAAAUUUUGGUUGACAUUUCAUGAGUUAGCACAUCUACUGUAUAUACUAGAAUUUCAGUAGUUUACAGGAGAUUCGCCACGGAUGUGUGUGUGUGGUUAAAGUGCAGAUCGGCGAGGUGUCAUGGUGUUCUGGUUUCCGCCCCAUUUUUCCUCGUUCCCUGCAGGCAAAACGCAGCAUUCACCAACUGUUGGCCACAACCCUCGCAGACGUGACCUACUCACCCGAAACGGCCACUCAACUGGCCACAACUUUGUCCAUUCUGGUGAGAAAACAGGCCCGCUCCCAACAGCAGUCUCUGCGCUACAAGUUCGUGGCAGUGGUGCACAUUGGCGCGCUGGCCGACGCCAGUGCAUGCUUUUGCAGCAGGGCGAUCUGGUCGGCAGACUGCGGUGACAACUACGCCGAGGCCUCCUACUCCAACAACUCCCUCUACGCAGUGGCCACGCUCUACGCGGUCUACUAUGAGUGA